This is a messenger RNA of Hemiscyllium ocellatum (epaulette shark), 2358 nucleotides long. RefSeq names its product SRP receptor subunit alpha (gene srpra). Lineage: Eukaryota; Metazoa; Chordata; Chondrichthyes; Orectolobiformes; Hemiscylliidae. Gene Ontology annotation, molecular function: ATP hydrolysis activity; GTP binding; GTPase activity. Gene Ontology annotation, biological process: SRP-dependent cotranslational protein targeting to membrane. The record is from RefSeq and is a predicted model, not a curated record. The transcript has 14 exons. Bases 68 to 1999 code for a protein of 643 amino acids. Gene Ontology annotation, cellular component: endoplasmic reticulum membrane; signal recognition particle receptor complex.
CGCGCCGUGGUCCUGACGUGUCCCUCUCCCCCGGAUUAUUCUGGAUGGUUCUGAGGUAGCUCGCGCCAUGCUCGACUUCUUCACCAUCCUCAGUAAGGGUGGCAUCGUGCUCUGGUGCUUCCAGGGCGUCAGCAGCCCCUUCAGCGGCACCGUCAAUGCGCUCAUUCGGAGCGUCAUCCUCCAGGAGAGAGGAGGAAAUAACUCUUUCACUCAUGAAGCCCUCACUCUUAAAUACAAACUGGACAAUGAGUUUGAGUUGCUAUUUGUGGUGGGCUACCAAAAAAUUCUGACACUAACGUAUAUAGACAAGUUUAUUGAUGAUAUCCACAUGCAAUUUCGGGAUAAAUAUAGGAACCAGUUGCAGCAGCAAGGGGUGAUGGGCCUCCUCAAUGGUUCCUUUGAUUUUUCGGAUGACUUCAGAGGGCUCCUGAGAGCUGCUGAGGAACGCACCAAAGGAAAAGCACCUUCUGUAAUGAAGACAUUUGAACAAUCCGAUAAAUCAAAGAAAACUGUGAAAUCUAUGAUAGAAGUCCGUGGAGAAAAGGGGAAGGAGAACAAGAAGAACAAGAAAGAUGCACCUGUACAAGAUGCACCGGAAAAGAAAAUGGAAGGUCAGUUAAAGGCUCCUGCGACGGUGGCUGCAGGAGAUGCCAACCAAAAUGGUUUGACUCAGGAAGAAAUCAUCCAGAGGAAUAGGGAGGAAUUUUUCCGUAAAAGACAGGGGAAAGAUAAAAAAGACAGCAGCAGCAAGUCCCCUAAGCCAACAAAGCCGAAAACCCGUCGUGUCUGGCCACUGGAUUCCAACAAAACUAAUGCCAAAGAUCUUGACUACAGCGAGAAACUUGUCAAUGGUCAAUCCAGCACCUAUGCCAAUAACGGAGGUGACACCAGUGUAGAUAUGAAUUUGUGCCGUGGAUCAAUGGCAGGAGAUUUGAAAGCUGUAGAUUAUGAGAGCUCUGAAGAGCAAGAAGAAGAGGAAGAAGAAGUAGUUCAAGAGACUUCUCACAAUGGCGUGAAGAAGAGAGGUGGAUUUGGUGGCAUGUUUGGAAUGCUGAAGGGCCUGGUUGGAUCUAAAAGUCUUACCCCGCAAGACAUGCAGCCUGUCCUUGAAAAGAUGAAAGAUCACUUGAUUGCUAAAAAUGUUGCUGCAGAUAUCACAGUCCAGUUGUGUGAAUCAGUGGCCAAAAAGCUGGAGGGAAAAGUCAUGGGAACCUUCAGCACGGUGACCUCGACAGUGAAGCAGGCCUUGCAGGAUUCCCUUGUUCAGAUCUUACAACCAAAGAGACGUGUCGAUAUCUUACGUGACAUUAUCGAAGCUCAAAAACAGAGGCGUCCCUUCGUUAUUACUUUUUGCGGUGUGAAUGGAGUUGGGAAGUCUACCAACCUCGCCAAGAUAACCUUCUGGCUGAUGGAGAAUGGGUUUCGGGUUCUUAUUGCUGCUUGUGACACUUUCCGAGCUGGAGCUGUAGAACAGCUUCGCACCCACACCCGCCGUCUGAGUACCCUGCACCCACCUGAGGAACACAAUGGCCAGUCCAUGGUCCAGCUGUUUGAAAGAGGAUAUGGGAAGGAUGCUGCUGGCAUUGCAAUGGAGGCCAUUGCUUUUGCUCGAAAUCAGAGCUUUGAUGUGGUGCUAGUGGACACUGCAGGCCGAAUGCAGGACAACACCCCUUUGAUGACUGCACUUGCCAAACUCAUUGCCAUUAAUGUGCCAGAUCUGGUGCUUUUUGUUGGUGAAGCAUUGGUGGGGAAUGAGGCAGUCGAUCAAUUGGUCAAGUUUAACCAGGCUCUGGCUGACCAUUCAAUGGCUGAGAAACCACGGCUGAUCGAUGGCAUUGUACUGACUAAAUUUGAUACAAUUGACGACAAGGUUGGUGCUGCCAUUUCUAUGACCUACAUCACUGGCCAGCCAAUAGUCUUCGUUGGAACUGGACAGACCUACAAUGACUUACGCAGCCUUAAUGCCAAGGCUGUCGUCAGUGCUCUAAUGAAGGCUUAAGUCCCUGCUUUUCACUAUUGUCUUAAUGCAGCAUAACUGCCACUGGAUUACCCUUUUCCAGCCCAUCACUGAUUUUUCCCUGCAUAUUGAAGGAUUGCUGAAUACAUUAUGACACCAUUUAUUCAAAUGCAACACUUCAGCAUCAGUGUGCUGCAAUUCCUUUCCAACUUGCUCUUUUUAAAAAAAAAUGGAUGCACAGCAAAGUCUACCACCACAUCACUGAAAAGAGAUCUACUGCUUUCCUUUUGUAAAAACCCAUGUCUUUUAACCUAGUGCAAUAAACUUCAGUACUGGCUGCCUGUGAAUUAGAGAACUUGUAAAGAGAAUUUAUUAAAUAAAGCUGCUAUCAUUGUCAGCUG